Porites lobata is the source of this 5014-nucleotide messenger RNA. Lineage: Eukaryota; Metazoa; Cnidaria; Anthozoa; Scleractinia; Poritidae. The record is from the annotation of a GenBank genome assembly.
AUGUAUUUACUCAGCACCAAGCCAAGACCCCAGCGUCGUACAAAGAGAAGCUUCACGAAUGAGGGAAGUGAUUUUCUUCGGAGCCUUCGGAAAAGAGUCGGAAGAGUCGCAUUUGACAGCUUUAUGGCUGUACAAGGCGAUGUGUCUUUGAUGUUUGUCAUAGAUAGUACAGGAAGUAUGAGGGAUGAAAUCGAAGCAGCUAAAAACAUCGCCAACGACAUCAUCAAUUACAAGCGGAAAAUGCCCAUCAAGGAAUACAUUCUGUCACCUUUUAAUGACCCUUAUCCGUGUAAGAAAAACAGAAAUUUAAGCAGACAUCCUGGGGAUUCUCAGUUGUUUACACUUUAUGAAAAUUCUUCCACAGAAAAAAUGGAAAGAAAAUUAUGAGGCUAGUUGGUCUGCCCGUGUGGAUCCCCUAUAUAGAUCUUAUUCCACAACUGAGUCCCUCUCAUCAUGUUAGUACCAAAUUAAAAUAGCGGGAUUUCCAUAACCAUACACUUGUAAGUGAUUGGACAUAAUUCUUUUUUUUUUCCAGUCUUGAGAUUUUUGUAAAUACGUUCCUUCAGAUGCUGCCUUUAGCAGAGAGCGUAUUCACAUGACGGCACGGCGGCCAUAUUGGUGUUUCAAAACAAUAAAACGGCGACCAUUUUGGUAUACCAAGAAAAUCCUGUGGGAGUUGAACUCUUUUCUUAUAUAAAUUUUUCCUUUUGUUCCAAUAAAUUUGCAUAGAGGCUGCCCACCUGAGUGAAUACGCUCUAUUACAGCUCCUGAAGAAAGAUAUUUUAAGAGUCAAAACCCAGUUUAAGCUGCGCUGACAGACACGUUUAUUCUUUCCUCACUUCUCAGAGAUUUAUGUUAGUCCUAAUGACUUACUUCGCAGAUCUAUCAAAAGAAGACCCAGUUGUUGUUAAGUCCGAAAAAGAAGCUGGGGAUUUUGAAAAAGAAAUAAAGAAGCUCAAGGCGUUUGGAGGAGGGGACUGCCCAGAGUAUACAUUUGAGGGAAUCCGUGGAGCGCUUGCUAAGCUAACUUUUGAUGGUUCUCCUAUGUACGUAUUCACUGAUGCAGGACCAAAAGACGCAACAAAGGCGACGAUUGAGGAAGUAAAGAUGAUGGCUGAAGUCCAUGAUGUUGCUAUCAACUUUUUGGCAUCAGGUUUAGUAGAUUUUUACUGAUCUUCAUUGAGCUUAUAAUCCUGCAAUACUUGUAGUGACCACUAAAAGCGGGCAGUAAUUUGUCUCCAAGUUGUGUUGUACCGUUGCAACAUCGGAUCUUAAGUCUAAAAGCCGAUGUUUUAUGGGCUAGCCGUGCCGUCGCGUCAUAAUAGGGAGCUUUUAGCAUCGACGACAGCAACUGCAGCGAAAACGUCAGUUUUAAAAUGAAUUCCCUUUUUUUCAAUAUUUGUCGCAUUUAUUCCAAUUUGCUGAAAAUGGCAAGUGUAGGCGAAUUUCCCUGGAGUUGAUUUCUUGAAGACCGCACUCAAGUUUAGAGAGAGAAAAAGAGAUUCGUCGUUGCUUGUUUACGUCCUCCAUAAAACUUGCAAUUAGGCAUUUUCACGUCGUAGUCGUGCAAGGACGGUAAAGAAAUGUACAAAAAAGCGUGAUGCACGUGUAAAGUUGUUGUUUUGCGUAAUAAAGGUAUUGCUUUUCUGACGUCCUAUUUGCCGUCGCCGUCGUCGUUGUUAAAGCUCCCUAAUGGCCGGGGGGGUUUUCCCUGAUACUGGCCUAUACAGCGAGGCUCCGCCCGAAAGGGAUACCUUUUUCAGGCUUUAGGUACGUGAAAGGGCAGAGAUUUCGCACAAUGAGUUUAAGUAUAAGAAAAGGAAAGGAAAAUCUGCCAUUUCUUUUCGUAAAAAGGCCCAAAGGGAUAACAGAGUGCAUUUUAUGGCUAUGAAAAGUUGAGAAAACGUUCUGGAUUUUGUAAUUUAUUCAUAUUUAAAAGACAGUGCAUUUACAACAGUUAAAAGGGAUACAAAGUUCAAAACAAGGUAUGUGAAAGGGGUACCAUUUGUCUAUAGAAGGUACACGAAAGGGGUAACUUUUUGGUUGAAAAUGGCAUAUAAAAGGGUCAGGGGUUGGACCUUACGGCGGAUCCUCCCCCUAUAAAACUUUGUUAAGUAAACCCUCCCCCCGGGAGAUUAGCAUCCCAACCAGGGCGGGGAAAUUAAAGUAGUAUCGCCCUUCUUGGAGUAUUAUGACUAUUAUUAAUAAUAAUAAUGAUGAUGAUGAUAAUAAUGAUAAUAAUAAUAAUAAUAAUAAUAAUAAUAAUAAUAAUAAUAAUGAUAAUGAUAAUAAUAAUAACAAUAAUAAUAAUAAUGGUUUAUUAACAGAUCCACUGGGUGGCUCUUCCCUGUUAAAUUACAUUAAUUACAAUUACAAUAUAAAUCAAAGUAAGUUAUUUACAAAUUAUGCAAUAUACAAUUAAAAGUAGAAGCAGGAUUAACAGAAUCCAAUUACAGUAAAACUGACUAAUCACUCUGUACUCUGUUACUUAAAAAAUUCCUUGAAAGUCUUAAAAAGGUUCUGUAAUCUUUAAAGUUUCUAAUAGUUUCUAGUAGACCUUGAGCAAUUUUAAUUUACCCUACCAUUAUUCAAACUUUAACUUCUUAAAAUCUCUCUUAGGGGUUUGUAAUUAUGCAGGCGACGAGGUACACGCACGAGACCCAAAACGCCUUCACCCAGCUUUCCUGAAACUGGCUGAAAGUACUUCUGGUCUGGCCAUAGUGUUUCAAACCAGGAAGGAGUUGGAGCAAAUGAGCAAUUGGACAACUGGGAUGAUGGAGGGCGACACUAUCGUAUUCAUUGGGUCAACUUUGCCAGACAGGAGCAAAAGAAGCCUAGCUGAUGAAUCUGCUAACCGUCAAUAUCGGAUUCCGGUGGAUGAUUCAAUAGAAAAAAUGUCCUUGACCAUUUACACCGUUGGGGAAGGUACUACAAUUUCUGACGCAUACGUACCCUCUAAUACAUUAGAGAGAUUAAGAAUUACAUUUACGGCAAAGGCGAACGUCAGAUUCAAGAUGACAAUUUUUCAAAACAGAAGAUAAGAAGUUAAAAGUGAACUUUUUAAACUAGCUCUCAUGGAUGAAACCCGGAGUGAAACUAUUUAAUAUUAAUAAACAGUUAACGAUAAGUAAAGAACAAAUUCAGUCACGUGGUACGAACUGGCGUUUGCCGUUUGCCGUAAACGUGAUUCUAUAGAAUUUUGUACAGUCCAAGUUUUCCCCUUGUUUCUCGUUUACUGUUUAUUGCGAACCACAAGAAUCGUUCUGGACUGUUUUUAUCUGCUUAUUUUCUAUUCUGAGAAAUUUUCAACUGACGUUUGCUGUUUGCCGUAUGCCGUAAACGUGAAUCUUAAUCUCUCUUAUAUCUCUCUAUUAUACUCACCGUAAACUAAGGAAAUGAAUUAAAAAGGAAACAAAACAAACUUGUAUAGCAAAUGCUACUAAAAAUUUUGCCCAAAACUAAUAAAUGUCGAAGAGGUUAGCUUUGAAGACCUUUGAAUGGUUAAACCAUAAUUUAGCCUAGGGACUGAAAACAUAGAACUCACCGAAGUCUCCAAAAGGAAGAUUGAUAUUUUUAUGUUGACGGUGGUAGUCAAUCAAUCAAAAUAAAAAAAAUAUCCUAAACCACGUCGGACCAAAAGAAUCCUUUGGUUCUGAAAAGAAGACAUUUAUACCGCGUACUUUUUUAAAAUUAAAUCAGGCUUGCGCGCUGAAAUAACCUUAUCUUGUUGUCCUUACAGGCAACGGGAUUACCUUAAAAGACUCAGACAACGUCAGUAUAACAACUGGAAUACUUAGCCUUUCGCAUCUCACUAUAUACGAGAUCAUCAAUCCUAAGCGAGGAGCCUGGUCCCUAACCGUACCAGGCAGUAGUGGCGGGCACGAAAUCUUGGUCAUGUCAAGCACGACGGAAAUACACUUUGAGCAUUACUUUUUAGUUGCAUUGCCUUGGGGCAGAAGACACACUGUUGAGGUUCCCAUAUCGAAUCCAGUUCCUGGUGAGUUUAACACUCUUUCUGACGGAGGAGGGGAGAGAAUUGACACGGAGCUUUGUCCUGGGUUUAUUUCAGUCUUAUAACCCUUCGCCGAUCGGGGAGUCGCGGGGUCUCGACCCCACUAAAUACACCCAUUAAGUCACAAUAUAUUUUCUAAGUAAUAGACUUAGUUCUUAGACUUGUCUUCUACAAGUCGACCCUUUCAUAAGUUGUUAAAAGCGACUGAAGCGAUCUUCAAUGAGAACCAUUCUCGUCAGCAGCCAGCCAGUGCAGUAACAGGCACUAUAUGCAUUUCCGCGUGCCGAGGAGCUUCCAUUGUAUUAAUGAAGUGGCUUCUCAGCGAACCUGUUACGCUACUAUUUACUCUUAGCUUCUAUCUGAGUGUUUUUUUUUUGUAUUUUGUGAUUUUCGUUUUGUUACCACAAGAUUUCAUUUUUUCAUGCAGGCAAGGUGAACAAAAUAAUUAUUUCUUUGGCCGGAUCAGAAAAAGUUGACAACACUUCCUUAAGACUGCAACUUAUAACCACAAAGGGAGACCACAUCAUUGAUGUCACGCUUCAACAACAAUCUCAAAGCCAUUUUAUCGCCAGGUUUAAUCCAAAAGCACUUGCCAGAUCAUUCAAGCUUAAGCUUAAGGGAACAACAAGGAGUGGUUACCAGUUUGAAAGAAUUUCCCGCCAAACGGUCAAACCAGCCACCGCUGUAUUAAGGGGCAGAUACGCAAGCAACGAUUUCACGCUCCCUCUUGGAAGAACCACGUUUAUCCACUUUCAGCUAUGUAACUUUGGAACCACUGAUACUUUCGACGUUGUUGUCGUAAAAGACGUACUUAGCUACGUGUUACCACGUCGCGCGACUCCUAAAAGCGUAAUAAAAGGACGCUGCGUGAUUAUCUCUGUUUACGCAAAAGCUACUGGUCAUCAGGACGUGGGAAAGACAGAUACUGUUUUUGUCAUCCUUAAAGGUCGACGCUCUCGCCUUUUUGUCUCACAGACAGUUCAUUUGCUUGUUGACAAUUGA